Messenger RNA from Emiliania huxleyi CCMP1516, 1038 nucleotides. RefSeq lists its product as hypothetical. Gene Ontology annotation, cellular component: membrane. NCBI's taxonomy places the organism in Eukaryota, Haptophyta, Isochrysidales, Noelaerhabdaceae. The record is from RefSeq and is a predicted model, not a curated record. The transcript is spliced from 3 exons. Gene Ontology annotation, molecular function: signaling receptor activity. The coding region runs from base 1 to 1038 and encodes 345 amino acids.
AUGUCCAACCACCUCACCGGCGAGGUGCACCUGCACAAGGGCCCGCCGUUUGUGCACGUCAAGCAGAAUUCCACUCCCGGCAGCCGCGCUGAGUCCUCCUGUGAGUCUGGCGAUGAGUCCGGCGACUCUCCGCCGAGACUUUCUCGGGACCCCACGCACCUCAACCUGCGUGCGCUGGACGGGACGCCUCUCCGGAGGCGCCGCAAGCCCGAGGCCGAGGCCGCCGCACCGCAGGCCAAAUCAGGCACAGCCGACGCAGCGCCUUGGGUGCUGGUAGACGCCAGUGCCGUUGCCGCCGACCGAGCGCUGCCGCACAUCCUGAGCUCGUACCGCCCCGAGGGCUGCACGUCAGUGCUGCGCGCCCUCUUCACCCUCCACAACCAGAGCCUCAACAUCUACACGCACCUACUCGGCCUCCCGUACGUCGCCUCCUUUGUCAUCGCUCCGCCGCCCUCCUCCGCCGCCGCCGGGCCCUUCGUGGCUGCCCUGCGCGCGCACGCCGCCGUCGCUCUCCUCGUCGGCGUGGCCUCGGACCUGACUCUGGUGUCUUCAUGCGGCAGGCAGCUGCUUCUUGCGAUUGACCAAGGGCCCCUCCUCGCCCGCCGCCUCCUUAUCGCCCUCGCCGCCGCCGCCCUCGCCGGCUUUUGGAGCUUUGUGAGCGGCGUGCUUCAACUCGCGCCUGAGGCGGGACCGUCACGAAACUUCUUUCAAGCCGCUUGGAACUUCCCCAUAGGCGCGCUCAACUCGCGCCCAAAGGCGGUCGUGGCCGGCGUCAUGGGUCUGCCGCUCGUGAUCGGCCUCGCCGGCCUCGCCGCCGCCUCGCCGACGCCGACCGCGCCUGCCCUCGCCGUUUGGGCUGCCCUCUUUGCCGUCACGGUCGCGAUAUGGGUCCUGCAGAUCCCGGAGCGGUGGUUUGCCCCAGGCACGCUCGAUUUGGUGGCCAACUCGCACAAUUGGAUGCACGUCCUCGUGAUUGUGGUCUUUGCCAAGUUGCAGCGGAUCUACACUGACCGUCUCUCCGGGGACGAGCACCCGUGA